Messenger RNA from Zea mays, 491 nucleotides. Its product is annotated as serine/threonine-protein phosphatase 7 long form homolog. The coding region runs from base 36 to 491 and encodes 151 amino acids. NCBI's taxonomy places the organism in Eukaryota, Viridiplantae, Streptophyta, Magnoliopsida, Poales, Poaceae. The transcript has 4 exons. Gene Ontology annotation, biological process: meristem development; meristem maintenance. The record is from RefSeq and is a predicted model, not a curated record.
AGUACUCAAACGAGCUCGACGCACUUACUCCUUCGAUGGUGACUUGGCAACCGUAUCUUGAUCCAUAUUUCGCCAGCAUACAGUUGAGCAGCAUGUGCUCAAUAGACGAGAACCUGUACCUCAUGAGGUGUCCCCUCAUCUGUUUUUAUGCUGUUGAGUACCACUUGCCCCACAGAGUUGCUCGACAGUUCGGAUUGCGCCAGGAGUUUCCGGUGGAGCCAUUCUCGACUUCAAUAGAACUUCAUAAGUUCGACAGACAGAGACAGAAGAAGGUCACAGACUUCGAGACGCACCAUCGUGAUUACAUCGAUGAAUGGGACCAGCAGGGGGAUCUGAACUAUGAGAAUGACCAGGCGCACACAAACUACAACUUCCGGAGGAAAGAUAGAUUUAAUAGGAAAAGUGCUAGCGUACAGUGGCCAGAGAUCCGAUGGGUCCGCACCCUCGGCACCCGCUCAGGUACGACCCUGCUUCGAAAGCAAUACUGGUAG